Molecule: messenger RNA, 1176 nt
Organism: Clupea harengus (Atlantic herring)
Lineage: Eukaryota; Metazoa; Chordata; Actinopteri; Clupeiformes; Clupeidae
Gene: il22ra2
Product: interleukin 22 receptor subunit alpha 2
Biological process (GO): cytokine-mediated signaling pathway
Cellular component (GO): plasma membrane
Molecular function (GO): cytokine receptor activity; protein binding
Source: RefSeq, a predicted model, not a curated record
GCUGCCAUGUUGACCCUUAGCUGGGCAUUUCAACAGACAUAUCCUGCUGAGGCUGCUGACAUGUCACUGUCCAUUCCACUACUUGUGCUGACCAACCAUUUUCUUCUUGUGUGGUGUGCAGCAGUUGGCUUAAACCAGCAAGACGAUGCCCCAGUGUUGGAGCUCAGCUUCCAAUCUCUGGACUACAGAAACAUCUUGCAUUGGAAACUACAACCCAGCACCUCAGACGUAGUUCUCUUCUCUGUGCAGUAUAAAAUAUAUGGUGACAAGCAGUGGACGGACGUUAGGCACUGUCAGAACAUCAGCCAGCUCCAAUGUGACCUCAGCAAAGAGACGUCAGAUCCGAGAGAGUGGUACUACGCUAGAGUCCAAGUCUCCACCAAUGGCGAACAAUCGGAAUGGGCCCUAAGUUCCAGGUUCCAUCCUCAGUGGGAAUCAUCGUUCAGCCCACCACAGAUAAGGCUGAAUGUCACACAGCAAAGCAUUGUGGUCCGGGUCCGACCCCCUCGCACCCCUCUCAGGAGAGCUGACGGCAGACGCAUCCCUGUAACCAAAUACCAGAGGCUUAACUUCAGGAUAUACCUCACACAUGACAACAUAGAAGAGGAGCAGCAUGAAAUUGAGGACUGUACCAAAGAGCUUAUGAUCUUGAACCUGAACCCCAGAACAACCUUCUGCCUCCAGGCUGAGACCCUGGUCGCCCGGCGGGGGCAAGUUAGUCCCAGGGGGCCUAAGACCUGCGUCACCACCCUAUAAGCAGCGAGGGCCCAGGGGAGAAAAUUGCACUGGAUUCCCGUGUCCAUCCGCAUCCGUUUGACUUGAAAGAUGACUCAGAGCAGAAGAUGGAUCUAACUUGACCUCAGCUUCCUUGUACUUUGUCUGUUUGCUUUAUAUGAUGUUUGUAAAAUGAUUUAAGAGUUGCCAAAGUAGCAUUUAUUUAUCCUAGUUGCCAUGUGAUGACUGCAUCUCAGUAGAUUCUGAAGAACCAUUCUUAAGUGCCUGACUUUUUAAUUUUGGUUUUGCUUAUCAAUACCUCGACACAGCAUCUGCCAACUGGAAUUUUCUGAAUUAUGACAUAUUAUGGAGAUUAUGCAUUUUUUUUGACUGUGGCUGUCUUUACAUUUCAAAAAGUAAAGAAUGCAAAUUGAAUGUCUGCUUUUGAAAAAAAUGUGUGGA